GUCACAAACAAUGGUAUCUGGCGUUAUCAUGUCACAACGAAAUUUUCAAUUCAUUUUGUCUUCCUCAGUCCCGAACCUCCCUCAAAACAUACACCCAGUCGGCUUGUCCUGCAACUCGCAACGACAGAAUCAUUUCUCUCUCUCUCUCUCCGAGAGUCCGGAAGCGUUGUUAUGUCUAAAGCAUAAAAUUGGGGAUUUUUCUUACCAGUCAAGCUUGAAAUGCCUCAUUGAGACGAUUGAUAUGGCAAUACACGGCUAAUUAUUUGGUCAAAUUAUAACAGGGUUUUAAUCUGAAUAUGGAUUAUCACUUUUUGCCUAAAGAUAAGGGAAACAAUCAUUGGGCAUCUGCCGGAGCUCAGGUUGAGAAUUUGGCAUCUUUUGAUGGUGGAACAACGAUCCAGAUCCCAGAGGAUAUGUUUAAUAACAUUUCUGAGCUUAUGAACUUUGAUACUUAUUCUGGAUGGUGCAGCCCAGCAGCAACGGACCAGAUUGCAGCCUCUUUAGGGGUGCCAUCAUGUACAUCAGUGACCUAUGCACCUUUUUACGCCUUGAAUUUUGUAGAACCGAAUGGUGAGCAAAGUGGUGCUGGAACUUUCAACGUUGGGGAAAAUUUCAGUUGUGGAGACAAAAUUGUGUUUGAUCAAAUGGGGACCCCCCAAUAUGGGGUGUCAACUGAUUCCGAUGAGGCUAAUGACUCAGCUAUUAAGUUAAAUAAUAGUUCUUUUCAACACAAUAAUCCCAUGGACAUGGAAAGGUAUAUGAUCUAUAGGCCACCUGGGUUGUCACUUAAUGAGAAGAUGCUUAAGGCACUGUCGAUGUUUAAAGAGACUUCCAGUGGGGGUAUUUUAGCGCAAUUAUGGGUUCCCAUGAAGCAUGGUGAUCAGUACUUAUUAAGCACUUGUGAGCAACCCUAUUUGCUUGACCAUAUUCUUGCAGGGUAUCGUGAAGUCUCAAGGAUGUUUACGUUCUCUACAAAAGGAAAACAGAGUUCUAUUUUGGGUCUUCCUGGCCGUGUAUUUGUCUCCAAAAUUCCAGAGUGGACUUCAAACGUUAUUUUUUACAAUAAGACUGAGUACCUACGGGUGGAUUAUGCAGCUAAUCAUCAAGUUCGUGGAUCAAUUGCUUUACCGAUUUUUGAUUUUGACAUGGAAAUGUCCUGCUGCGCUGUAUUGGAACUCGUCAGUACAAAAGCGAAGGCCAAUUUUGAUACAGAGAUGGAAAUAGUUUGCAGGUGCGCUCCAGGUCAGUUUCUUCUCGCCGUUAAUUUGAGGACCAAUGCGCCACUCCGACUUCUUCCCCAGUGCCUCUCAGAGAACCAAAGAGCUGCUUUAACUGAAAUAAGUGAUGUCUUACGGGUUGUAUGUCAUGCGCAUUUAUUGCCAUUGGCUAUGACCUGGAUUCCUUGUUGCUACUCUGAGGGUAAUGGUGAUGAAAUUAAAAGAGUACGUGCCAAAGGGGGUAUUACAAAUUCAAAUGAGAAAUGUAUAAUAUGCAUCGAGGAAACAGCUUGUUAUGUAAAUGAUAGCAGAAUGCAAGGCUUUGUGCAUGCAUGUGCAGAACAUCAUCUUGAGGAAGGGGAGGGAAUUGCUGGGAAAGCACUUCAAUCAAAUCAUCCGUUCUUCAUUAAUGAUGUUAAGGUGUAUGAUAUAUGUGAAUAUCCACUUGUUCAUCAUGCACGCAAGUAUGGUUUGAAUGCUGCCGUUGCAAUCAAGCUAAGGAGCACCUACACCGGUGAUGAUGACUAUAUAUUGGAGUUUUUUCUCCCUGUCAAUGUCAAGGGGAGUACAGAACAACAACUUCUGUUAAACAACCUCUCAGGUACCAUGCAGAAAAUUUGUAAAAGUUUAAGGACAGCUUCAGAUGCAGAAUUAGUUGGGUUAGAAGGCACCAACACUAGGUUCCCACAGAGGCAUUCUCGGACAACACUGUCAGAUAGUGAAAUGAAAUCAGCGAAGAAUGUCACCUCUAAUGUUUUUAAUCGAAAAAAUGGGGGAAUCAAAAGAGAUAAUCCUCCUGGAAAGGCACCGAGUGGAUCAAGAAGGCAGGUGGAGAAAAAGCGAACUACAACAGGGAAAAAUGUGAGCUUGAGUGUUUUACAGCAAUACUUCUCUGGUAGUCUCAAGGAUGCUGCAAAAAGUAUAGGAGUUUGCCCCACUACGCUAAAAAGGAUAUGCAGACAACAUGGUAUCAUGAAAUGGCCAUCUCGUAAAAUAAGUAAGGUGAACCGUUCAUUGGAGAAAAUACAGACUGUGCUUGAUUCUGUUCAGGGGGUGGAUGGAGGAUUGAAGUAUGACCCAACUACUGGGAGGUUUGUGGCAACGGGAUCCAUCAUUCAAGAAGUUGAUGCGCCCCAAAAUAUUUUAUUUCCCAAGAAGAAUCUGCAUGUUGAGAACUCUGAACCAGUUACCCAAGAUCUUGUUUCAGUAUCUUCGUUGUCUAUCAAUAAUGGUGAGAUUUUGACUGUUAAGUUGGAAAAGGAUGGAAGUUGUGUUCCAACUUCUCAUGAGAAUGAGGUAAAAAAUCAGAGCAUCCCUCUCAUGCCUCAAGGGGAUUCCAAGCCCAUUGCAAUAGAUUUUGGGUCAUGUGAUCCUAUUAACCGUGGGACAACACCUGAUACAAAGGGCUCUUAUCUUGCAAAAGAAGUUAAUAACUGGGGUUACACUCAGAACUCUGACUGCCACUUUGUGUCUCAGAGCUCAGGCUUCUUGGUUGCUACUGAUGAGAUGGAUAUGGGAGUACAUGGAAAUGGUGGAAUUGUUGAAUAUAACCAGCAUAGUUCUUCGAGCUUGACAGAUUCAUCAAAUGGCUUUGGUUCAAUAAUGCAGGGCUACUCAUCAAGCUCUCAGAGCUUUGAGGAGCAUAAGCACCCACAAGUCGAGACAACCACCGGUGAGAAUGGGUCAAAAAUAAUUGUGAAAGCUACUUAUAUAGAGGAUAUAAUCAGGUUCAAGUUUGAGCCUUCUCUUGGGUGCCUUCGACUGUAUGAAGAGGUUGCAAAGAGGUUGAAGUUGCAAAAUGGGACAUUCCAACUUAGGUAUUUGGAUGACGAAGAGGAAUGGGUGAUGUUAGUCUGUGAUGCAGAUUUGCAGGAGUGUCUUGAGAUAUUGGAUGACAUCGGGACACGUUGUGUGAAGUUCCUGGUCCGUGAUAUAACUUUUGGCAUGGGCAGUUCUGGCAGUAGCAACUUUCUAGGGUAAAUUUUGUGUCUGCUUUUGUAGUAUUACUUGAUAGGAAUUUUCCGUUAGCUUUAUGGGUUCUACUUCCUAUGUGUACUUCUAUGGAGGUGAGGGGACGUCGAUGAGAUGGCCACUAUAUCUUGGAUGUCAUUGCUCCUUCCUAAUAUUAGCAGGUUGGAUAUUGUACGAGUUUGGAAGUAAGCAAUGAGAAGAUAUGACCUAUAUGAUCCAUAUUACAGUAAGUUCUAUAUGUUAGAGUGGAUGUAGUCAUAGUCAUAGAAAGGCUAGAGGGGUAUUAAUCUGCAAUGCUUAAUCCCCAUUUUGUACAGAUUAUAUACGCGUAUAUAUAUAUGUGUGUGUGUGUGUGUGUGUGUGAAUUGACUGAGAUAAAAUUUCCACAA
Messenger RNA from Pyrus x bretschneideri (Chinese white pear), 3577 nucleotides. RefSeq names its product protein NLP8. The coding region runs from base 297 to 3197 and encodes 966 amino acids. Gene Ontology annotation, molecular function: DNA-binding transcription factor activity; protein binding. NCBI's taxonomy places the organism in Eukaryota, Viridiplantae, Streptophyta, Magnoliopsida, Rosales, Rosaceae. The record is from RefSeq and is a predicted model, not a curated record. The transcript is spliced from 6 exons.